Molecule: messenger RNA, 471 nt
Organism: Naegleria fowleri
Lineage: Eukaryota; Heterolobosea; Eutetramitea; Acrasida; Naegleriidae
Exons: 1
Coding region: 1-471 (156 amino acids)
Source: RefSeq, a predicted model, not a curated record
AUGCUCAACAGUCGACCAAAGCUCACCACUCCCACCUAUCAAAAUGCUGACAAAGGAGAAACACUUUCGGGAGCUUCCAAGGAGCAACAACAACAAGAACAGAAUUUGAAAAAACUCGAACAAAUGUACAAACAUAAAUUCAGUUGGAUGGAUGAUAAUGUCGAUAUCCGCGAUGAAUGUCCCAUGUGUAUGAUCUACAUCAAUUCACCUUGCUAUGAUUCUUUUAUGGAGUAUAACAAGGCCGAUGAUGAUAAAACAGAAUUCAAGACCUCUCUCCGAGAAUUGUCGGAAGUGUCCAAGGACAAGGAAAUGGAAUACAAAUUGUAUGUCAAGAAGGCUGAUCUUGCUUGGGAUCGUUUGAUGAAAUGUGUAACUCCAAUUCAAUCCACGUUUUUGCAGAGGCAAGACGAGUUACAGACUUAUAUGAAAUCGGUCAAGAAUUUUGAAAAGCAAGUCUUCCAAGACAAUUGA